CGACAGUAAAACCAUUGGUUUUUACACAUUUUAAACAAAUAAAUCAACAAAAUAUUGUAUUUUGUUAGCAAUUAGUGAAGUAUUAAAAAAUCCUGAAAUAAAAAGUGAUAUUUAAUAUAAUAAAGAAAUGACAGACAUUGAUGAUACACCCAAAUUGUGUGGUGUAUGCGGUGAUAAAGCCCUGGGCAAAAAUUUCUGCGCCCUUUCGUGCGAGUCGUGUAAAGCAUUCUUCCGGAGAAAUGCCUCCAAUUAUCAUAAAAUGAAGUGCUAUUACGGAGAGAAAUGCCGAAUAGACUUAGAGAUGAGAACCAUAUGUAGAAAAUGUAGACUCAAAAAGUGUUUCGCUAUCGGAAUGAGAAAA
Oppiella nova is the source of this 361-nucleotide messenger RNA. The record is from the annotation of a GenBank genome assembly. NCBI's taxonomy places the organism in Eukaryota, Metazoa, Arthropoda, Arachnida, Sarcoptiformes, Oppiidae.